Molecule: messenger RNA, 2626 nt
Organism: Zootoca vivipara (common lizard)
Lineage: Eukaryota; Metazoa; Chordata; Lepidosauria; Squamata; Lacertidae
Source: RefSeq, a predicted model, not a curated record
CCUUUUCGCUGGCGGGAGGCGAGCUGGGCGCGUGUCUCUCAGAGGCAGCGCGUGGCGAGGGCGAGAUGGCGGACGGCCCAGGCUCUGUCUCUAAGAAGCACAAGAAAAAGAAAGCACAGAAAUCUCUGCGAGAUGAAGAUGUUGCUGAUAUACAGUAUUCUGAAGAAUUCUUUAUCAAGCCUGAAUCCAGAGUGGCUCAACUGGACACAUCACAAUGGCCUUUACUUCUCAAGAACUUUGACAAGCUGAAUGUGAGGACAGCACACUACACACCCCUUCCUUCUGGUUGUAAUCCCUUACAAAGAGAGAUUGGUGAAUAUGUAAGGACGGGCUUCAUCAAUCUCGACAAACCUUCUAACCCUUCUUCCCACGAAGUGGUGGCCUGGAUCCGCCGCAUCCUACGUGUUGAGAAGACAGGGCAUAGUGGCACAUUGGACCCCAAAGUGACUGGGUGCCUGGUUGUAUGCAUUGAGCGAGCAACACGCUUGGUCAAGUCUCAACAGAGUGCAGGCAAAGAGUAUGUGGGAAUCGUUCGGCUGCACAAUGCAAUCGAGAGUGAGGUUCAGCUGUCAAGGGCAAUAGAAACACUGACUGGUGCCCUCUUCCAGCGGCCCCCACUCAUUGCUGCAGUGAAGAGGCAGCUGAGAGUCCGAACAAUCUAUGAGAGCAAAUUGGUAGAAUAUGACCCAGAAAGAAGAUUGGGUAUCUUCUGGGUGAGCUGUGAAGCUGGGACCUACAUCCGGACACUGUGCGUGCACCUGGGCUUGUUGCUGGGAGUUGGAGGUCAGAUGCAGGAGCUCCGGCGGGUGCGAUCCGGGGUCAUGGGAGAGAAGGACCACAUGGUGACUAUGCAUGAUGUGCUGGAUGCCCAAUGGCAAUAUGACAACAACAAGGACGAGUCGUACCUCAGGAGGGUGAUCUUCCCCCUGGAGAAGCUGCUGACAUCCCACAAGCGACUGGUUAUGAAGGACAGUGCGGUGAAUGCCAUUUGCUAUGGUGCAAAGAUCAUGCUACCUGGCCUGCUGCAGUAUGAAGACGGCAUCGAACUCAACCAGGAAAUAGUUGUUAUCACCCCGAAAGGAGAGGCCAUCUGCACAGCCAUUGCCUUGAUGACAACUGCAGUGAUCUCUACUUGCGACCAUGGAGUUGUGGCAAAAAUCAAGCGUGUGAUCAUGGAAAGAGACACGUACCCUCGCAAGUGGGGACUUGGCCCAUCUCAGAAGAAGAUGAUGACCAAGCAAGGCCUGUUGGAUGCACACGGCAAGCCCAAUGAGAAAACUCCCCAGGCCUGGAAGACGGAUUAUGUGGAUUGUAAUAGGGUUGCUGGAAAGGAAAAGGUAAAAGAGGAAGUCGCCCAAGAGGAGCCAGAAAGGCCACCAAAGCGGAAGCGGGAGGUUGAAAGUGAUGGGGAACCCGGUGCAGCAGCCUCCUCUCCCCCAGCCUCUCCAGAGCUGCAAGCAGAAAUCAAGAAAGCAAAGAAGAAAAAGAAAGAGAAGAGGAAGUCUGAGCUUUCUGAGAGUGGCAGGGAGCUAAGCGAAAUGGGCAGUAGCACAAGUGUGAAGAAGAAAAAGAAGCAAGAAGAAACUGAGAGCUCAGAGUAACCAGCAUGAACCAUCCAGAGCAGGCAGCCUAGGCCAGCAUAAGAAAGAGUCUGAAGGCCUUAACAAAAGUGCAGACUGGAUCAUUGAGCAGAGACUUGACCUGAUUGCUGUGCAAAUUAAUGUACUUUUUGUGGGGGGCCAGCAUGACAAGCUCCCUCUGUCCUGUUCUAAGGGUAGCUGGAGGAAUUGGAGGCCACAAACCCACCCAGGCCUUGGUGAUGUUGAGGAGUUGCUCUGAGCUCCUUUUCUGGGGGUAGCACAAGGCAGCCCUUGAUUUUGGCACGAGUAGCAGAGUCUUCCUUUGCCCCUCCUGCCUUCUUCCUUUGUGUUUCCCUCUGCUUGAAUGUGCAGGAGCUGCUGAACGUAGCGCCAGCUUGGGGUGAAAAGGGGUUUUGUCGUGAGUGGUCAGAUGCAUCAUUUUAAAAAUAAUGCUUUUGUAUUGCCCUCUUUGUGCUUACUUUGACUCUCUUAAUGAGCCAGGAUCCAAACGUUUUCCCUCAGGGUACCAUACCGCCUCCUGUUGCUUUUUAAAGCAGAUACUGAUUUUUUGGGGGAGGGGAUAUCACACUUGCAAGUCUUGGAAGACUUGCUUCUGGUCCUUGCAAGCUCACAUUCUCCUUGGUCCCAGACGCCUUUCAUUCAGCAAAAAUGUCUUGCUUCCUAAUCUGGUUGGGGCCAGUUGAAAACAGAUGCUGAAGCAGAGCAAUAGUCCAGCUCAGUGUUUUAUCCCACAUGCAGUUUUGAGAGGGGAUCAAGCCUUCUGUCCAGGUUUUUUGCGUGGGCUGAGAAAACGAUUGGGAGUCUGUACCCGUCCCUGUGCUCACAUGCACACAAGGUCAGGGGACCUCUGCAUGUGGCUGUCACAUUUGGGGGCAGAUGCUGUGGUCUAUUCCCAUCCCUGUUUUCCUUUUAUUUUCCCCCCACCCCCAUAUUUAGCCAGAGUACCAAAGUUGAUUUUAAAAGGAGGGAUGGUUCUUAAUUUUUUAUUAAAUUACAAAACUUCCAACUCUUAAAAAUAAUAAUAA